AUGGCGCAACCCGAUACACCAGUCACACCGCUCAUCAUCAAUAAUGAGUCGGUGGUCACCGACAUCAAAUUCGACGUGCGCGCUCCCGCAACAGGCGAGUUGUCAGGUCACUGCACCGGCGCAUCCGUCGACGAUGCGCUGCGCGCCGUCGAGGCCGCAAAGGCUGCCUUCCCCGCAUGGCGCAAAUCAAAGCCGUUCGACCGUCGCGAUGUGUUGAUGAAGGCCGCCGAUAUCAUGGCAUCGCGCAAGGAGGAGCUGAUCCAGUACCAACGCGAAGAGACUGGCGCCGGACGACCAUUCUCCGAACAUACCUUCAAUCUGGGCGUGGAUUUCAUCCGGGAUUUCGCAGCGCGUAUCUCCACGAUCGAGGGUUCCGUACCCAAUGUCACUAGGGACGGGGAGGGCGCGAUGGUGUUGAAGGAGCCAUACGGGGUGAUUCUGUCGAUUGCGCCAUGGAACGCGCCCUUCAUCCUAGGCACUCGCGCCAUCGCCCUUCCGCUGGCGGCGGGGAACACCGUCGUCCUCAAGGGCUCGGAGCUCUCCCCCAAGUGUUUCUGGGCACUCGGCGACAUCUUCCGUCAAGCCGGUCUUCCGGCAGGAUGUUUGAAUGUUGUCUAUCACAACACCCCCGACGCUGCGCAGGUGACCACCGCGCUGAUCGCCCACCCGGCCAUCCGCAAGAUCAACUUUACCGGUAGCACUCAGGUCGGCGCGAUCAUCGCGGCCACGGCGGGCCGACACAUCAAGCCCGUGCUUCUUGAGCUGGGCGGCAAGGCGUCGGCGGUGGUUCUGGACGAUGCCAAUCUGGAGAAGGCAGCCAUGAACUGCGCGAUCGGGUCAUUUAUGCAUUCCGGUCAAAUAUGCAUGUCGACCGAGCGCAUUGUAGUGCAGCGCUCGAUCGCGGCCCAGUUCCGACAGAAGCUGGCUGAGACGGCGGAGACGCUGUUUGGCAAGGAUGCGCCGGCGUUGGGCUUGGUUAACUCGGCGGCCGUCUCAAAGAACAAGAACUUGGUCGCCGAUGCCGUUUCCCGCGGCGCCAAUCUGCUGUUCGGGGAUGCGCAGUCAAACGAAUCCAUCAACACCAUUAUGCGACCCAUCAUUGUGGACAAUGUCACCAAGGACAUGGACAUGUAUGCGACCGAGUCCUUUGGUCCCACGGUGUCUUUGAUGGUGGUGGAUACCGAGGAGGAAGCAGUUGCGCUAGCCAACGACACCGAGUAUGGAUUGACUGCAGCCGUCUUUACCAACAACCUGUUCCGCGGGUUGCGCGUGGCUAGACAGAUUGAUUCCGGAGCUGUCCACAUCAACUCGCUCACCGUGCACGACGAGCCUGUCUUGCCCCACGGUGGAUGGAAGAGUAGCGGGUUUGGCCGCUUCGGGGGAACCUCGGGCUACGACGAGUUCUUGCAGACCAAAACUGUCACUUGGAUGGAGUGA
Penicillium alfredii is the source of this 1437-nucleotide messenger RNA. Its product is annotated as aldehyde dehydrogenase. The record is from RefSeq and is a predicted model, not a curated record. The transcript has 4 exons. NCBI's taxonomy places the organism in Eukaryota, Fungi, Ascomycota, Eurotiomycetes, Eurotiales, Aspergillaceae. Bases 1 to 1437 code for a protein of 478 amino acids. Gene Ontology annotation, molecular function: succinate-semialdehyde dehydrogenase (NAD+) activity.